Carya illinoinensis is the source of this 540-nucleotide messenger RNA. RefSeq lists its product as uncharacterized. The coding region runs from base 1 to 540 and encodes 179 amino acids. The record is from RefSeq and is a predicted model, not a curated record. The transcript has a single exon. Gene Ontology annotation, molecular function: nucleic acid binding; RNA-DNA hybrid ribonuclease activity. NCBI's taxonomy places the organism in Eukaryota, Viridiplantae, Streptophyta, Magnoliopsida, Fagales, Juglandaceae.
AUGACAGCCAUUGGUACUUGGUUAGAAAAUGGGGGAAAACAUGUUAAGCACCAGGUGGCACCUAGCACUAAAUGGUCUACUCCUCCACCAGCCUUCUUCAAAGCUAACUGGGAUGCAGCCAUUGAUAAAGACAAUUCUAAAGUAGGUAUUGGUGUGAUUGUCAGAGAUUCGGAUGGCCUGGUUAUUGGCUCUCUAUGUUCUUCUAUUACUUUAACUCCUAAUCCAAAGAUUGGGGAAGCUGUAGCAGCUUUAAGAGCAACUAUGUUGUGUGCUGAACUGGGAUUAACGCAAAUCAUACUAGAAGGAGAUGCUCCCAAUGUGGUUCAGGCUGUUCAACAUAAAGAAGAAAACUGGAGUGCCUUUGGAAUGGUGAUUAGAGAUAUCAAAUCCUUAUUGUCAAAGGCGCGGGAAUGGUCAAUUCAACAUACUCCUAGGGAAUUCAAUGUAAUUGCCCAUACUCUAGCAAAAUAUGCUCUGACUUGUUCAAAGGAUUGUAUCCUUCUGGAGGACUACCCUCCAGGUAUCCAACAUUUACUCUAA